UGAUGUAGCACUGAUUCAACUCGUUGCAGAUCGAGCAAAGGUUGGUGUGGUGUCGUUGCGUCUUCACUUUGCUGUCUAGACAGUGUUCAGAGUUUUAGAGUUUUCAAACUCUUAGUCACCUAGUCUAGCUGUUCUAGUGCUUGGCACUGAGCAAGCAGGAUCAACAAAACAACAACAACAAGGACAGAUGUGAUAGCUAAGUUUGCAGACCUACUAAACGAAGUCGUUACGUCACUUUCCCGCAAGUCUACCAACCAGUGAAAAUUGUUUUGCUCUUAUCAUUGAUGUCCUUGGAAGAGGCGCGCCCUAGCCAAAGUCGCUCGUCCAAUCCCGGUGUGGAAGACUCGAACGCGUCAUACAAGUCAGUCGAAGGAAACACAAACGAUAUGCAAACACUCGGUCAUCUUCGUUACCGGCUAGUCGGCUUCCUCGUGCUCCAAAGCCUCUACGCAUCACUAGUAAACAAGUAUCAAAAAUUGGAGGCCGAAAACGCAAAACUCAUUCGCGCACAAAGUUCAAAAACAGAAUUUAAGAAAGUAACGGAUUCUAACGCGAGCGCUCGUUUCUCAUCGGAGCAGCAAGAGAGUGAGGGUGCUGGAGAGGUACUGGUUUGUCGUAUGUGUCGCACUAUGCAAGAAACGAUAACGAAAUACGAGAAGAGGAUUGCACAUAUCGAGAACAAAACGUUCAAGGGCAUCGUGCAGCAAUACUACGAGUUGGAGCAAUCGUAUCAACAUCGAAUGAGAAUACAAGAAGAAAUGGAGCGAGAGAUAGAAGUCUACCGCACGAUGUUUCCGUCCACUCGCGACGAAGGUGACACCCCUUACGUUCCCGAUCAAGAGCUAGUGAGAAAUCUCAUUCAAACUCAAACACAACUCUCUGUAGAGAGAACUUUAGCUCAAGAGUUGGGUGUGCAACUUAGGCAAAAGACCGAAGAAGUCGACGCACUCAGUCAGCAGCUACAGGUUCAGAUAUACGGACGGCGACAAGCACAAGGACGCGUCUGCGAAUUGCUGAACGAAUUCGUCUGCUGCUGCCUCGCGAUACCGACCGUCGUUAACGAGGCGGGCGUCAUGCAAUGCUUUGAAGAGCUGCUCGUAAAGAUCGAUGACUUGUCGGAGUUUGAUAAAGAAAUAACAGCUGCCGUCCAAGUCGCUUUGCAAGAAGUCCGUCGUUCCAGUUUACUGUACGACGCACCUGAAGAAGCACAAAUCGAUUUGAGCAGUAUCUCGUUAGCUCAAGCUGUCGACAAGAUAACCGAAUUGCAGACGAGAGAGAAACGCUUGCGGCGCGACGGCAAACGUGAAGUUAUCGAGCAGAUGAGAAAGCACAAACAGGCGGCGAUGAAAAACAAAGAUCUCGAAGAACGGUUACAGAAAUCUAACGCCGACAGGUUACUCUCUGUAGAGCAGUUACGCGAUGAGAACAGCCGACUUCGUGUAGAGCUAAACGAGCAUCACCAAACGCUCGGUCGUGGCAGCUCGUAUGCGGCCCGGGUAGCCGAAUCGGUGAGGUCCCUCGUCGACCUCAUAGAAACACAGAAAUUCGAGUUGCAAUCGGAACGAGACCGUUUGAGCGGCGAUCUAAGCGAUCUGCGACAGAGUCACGACGAGAUGAAGAGAUCGAAUCAACAACUGAAGAGUGACGUACGCAAGAUAAGCGCUACCGCUCUGGAAACGGCUACCGCAACGAUAAAGGAAGAUUUGGAUAGAUUAGAAUCGGAGUGUAGCAGACUACGGGAUGAGAACAGAGAUCUCGUUGAGCGCUUAGAGUUUGUGGAAGACGCAGCAAGACAGGACCGCGAAAAGAGUCGGUCUCUUGUAGAAACAGUAGAAACUUUAGAACCACAGAUUCGACGAUACGAAUCUGAAGUUAGAGAAUUACAGAAAAUCAACGCGGUUUUGACGGAAACUAAGCAGAAAAUGGGAACAAAGAUAAAUGCGCUCGAGAAAACACUGCAGAGUUUUAUGAGCGAACGACAGACGACGACGUCAAGACAACCAACAGGCUAUCCUUUUGCCACCGCACACCGCAGUUUGAGCGGAGUUUCCUACGGAGACAGAGAAUCGCAUCAACUUAGUCUAGUUUCUCGAAGUCCCAGUCCUCCUCAAUCGCUUUCCUCGUUGCAACACACCGACCAGCAAACACGGGAGCGAAUUACUGCAGCGGUGUCACUUGCUGGUGAUGCAAUGACUCAGUCGUUACCGCCAUCUCUGUCGUCAUCCAAUCCGGGAUCAUUUAGAGUCAAUCGCCCGGAUGACCGCGUCUCCCGUCUGUCGACGAGCGAAAGUAGAAAGAGUUUCAUAUAUUCUAGAGACGAAGCAUCAUCGAAACCAAUUAUCAGAUCCACUACUCGUGACACAAUGCAAUGUUUGCGUUGUGGAUCAAGGUUUUCCGUUGUAAACUUGGACGAAUACGAGAAGCACAUUAAAGCCUGUUACUCUGAUGUUAACGUUCAGUGAGAGAAAGAGAGAGAGGGAGGGAGACAGUCUAUGUUGUGUCAAUGAAAACUAGUAAAACAGUAAGAUACGAACUCUUUGGAUGACAGGUUUAUACAACUUUCGUUUGAAAGUACAAUUGCAUUCUAUCGGCUCAAUAACGUUCUACUCAGACAGAGAAAGAUGAAGAAUAUAGAAAGAGGACAUAAUUAUUAAUAUAAUUAUACUAUAUUUUAGUUUAAAUUUAAUUAAUGAAAAGGAUAUGUAGAGUGUUUGGUUGAGUUGUGUCGGGUUGAGUUUGUUAGGUUGCUAAUAUCUCUUCAAAUACAAUGAAACGUCAUUUUUCUUGGUUA
This is a messenger RNA of Corticium candelabrum, 2791 nucleotides long. RefSeq names its product myosin-4-like. The coding region runs from base 285 to 2462 and encodes 725 amino acids. The record is from RefSeq and is a predicted model, not a curated record. NCBI's taxonomy places the organism in Eukaryota, Metazoa, Porifera, Homoscleromorpha, Homosclerophorida, Plakinidae. The transcript has 10 exons.